This is a messenger RNA of Podarcis raffonei (Aeolian wall lizard), 13882 nucleotides long. RefSeq names its product heparan sulfate proteoglycan 2 (gene HSPG2). Lineage: Eukaryota; Metazoa; Chordata; Lepidosauria; Squamata; Lacertidae. The coding region runs from base 110 to 13231 and encodes 4373 amino acids. Gene Ontology annotation, cellular component: cell-cell junction. The transcript is spliced from 98 exons. Gene Ontology annotation, molecular function: calcium ion binding; cell adhesion molecule binding. Gene Ontology annotation, biological process: cell-cell adhesion. The record is from RefSeq and is a predicted model, not a curated record.
AGGAGGGGUCGGGGUGGGGGGAAAGAAAAAGUUUUGCUGGGACCGCCGCGGGCUCGCCCUUUCGCCCGGCGAGCGCUCUUGCAGGAGGAGAGCGCGCGAGAGGAGGCCGAUGCGCGGACGGGGCAUCUUUGGCGACAUCACCCCCCAGCUGCUGCAGCAGCAGCGACCGCGCCGUCGAAGAAGCGAGGAAGGCGGAGAAGGAAGGCUCGGUGCGCGCUCCCGGGCGCAGGAGGCGGAGGAGGAGGAGAACGACCCCAAGCUCUCGCUGCUCCGCGCGCUGCAAAUGGGAGCCGGGAAGAGGGAGCGGAGGAGGUCGCUGGGCUCCCCUUCGACGGCGCGCCCCUCCGGCGGCUGCUUCUGCUGGGCGCUGCUCCUGGCCGCCGCGCUCCUGGGCGUGGCUCACGCGUCCAAGCGGUCGGAUGAGUCCUCCUUCCCUGAAGACACAGAAUCGGAGGCCGUGCGCCAGCGCUGGAGGAAAUACGCAGAGCUUUCUGACGACGAGGAUCUGCUAGCGGACGAGGCGUCCGGAGAUGGGUAUGGAAGUGGCGAGAACGGCAGCGGAACAGUCUCCCCGGACAAGCCUCUACCCACCAUCGAGCCUCUCUUCCCCACAGACCUUCCAUCUCCUCCUCCUGUCCGGCUCCCUCCCCCUGCAAGCAUGACCGGUGCAGAGACCCCUGAGGAUGACUCUCUGCUCAUCUAUUUCCGGGCCCUGGUGAAUUUCACAAAGUCCAUCGACUACAGCUCUCGCCUGGAUGAUGUCAACUCGGAGGAGUUCCAGGAUGUCUCCAAAGCAGUGGUGGACACGCUGGAGUCUGAAUACUACAAGAUCCCCGGAGAGCAGGUGGUUAGCGUGGUCUUCAUCAAAGAGAUUGAUGGCUACAUCUUUGUGGAGCUGGACGUGGGCUCCGAAAGGAACGUGGACGAGGACCAGAUCCGCCAGGUGCUUUUCUCGGUCAUCGAGAGCGGCUCCAUCGCCUCCUAUGUCACCUCCACAUGGGGAUUCCAGUUCCGCCGCUUGGGAGCAGUGACGCCCGUGGUUCGCGCUUGCACGGCCGAUGAGUUCAGGUGCCGGAGCGGUGAGUGCAUCUCCAAAGAGUUUCUCUGCGACAGCCGAUCGGACUGCCGGGACAUGUCGGAUGAGCUGGACUGCGCUCCCGAGUGCGGCAGCGAUGAGUUCGGCUGCGACAACGGCGAGUGUGUUCUCCUGGAGGAUCGCUGCGAUGGCCACGCCGACUGUGACGACGCCUCGGACGAGGACGGCUGCGGCAUUACCACCCCUCGGCCGCCUGUCACCUCCGCACGGCCUGUCACCACUCGGGUGCCCGCUACCACGGCCUCAGUGACCACCCGCCGAGCCCCAGUCACCGCUCCGUCUGGGUUCUUCCCCGCCAAGCCUUCCCUGCCCCCCUUCCCUCGACCUUGCCGGAAGGAUGAGGCCGUCUGCUCCAACAAGCAGUGCAUCCCCCGGGACUACCUCUGCGACGGGGAGAGGGAUUGCAGCGAUGGAAGCGACGAGAGCAGAUGCGGCACGCCCAGCCCCUGUGAGCCCAACGAAUUCAAGUGCCGGAACGGGCACUGCGCCCUCAAGCUCUGGCGAUGCGACGGGGACAACGACUGCACAGACGGCUCGGACGAGCUGAAUUGCCCUACCAAGGGACCUGGGGACACCUGCGCUCCAGACCAGUUCGUCUGCGUGUCCACACGCACCUGCAUCCCGGCCAGCUACCAGUGCGACGACGAGACGGAUUGUGCAGAUCGCUCCGACGAGAUUGGCUGCACCCCUCCCCAGGUGAUCACGCCCCCUGAGGAAUCCAUCCAGGCCGCCCCCGGAGAGACGGUCCGCUUCACCUGUGUGGCCGUGGGCGUCCCCACCCCCAUCAUCACCUGGAGGCUAAACUGGGGCCACAUCCCCAGCAGCCGCAGGGUGUCCAUCACCAGCAAGAACGGGCGGGGGACACUGGUUAUUGAAGACGUCAAAGAGGCCGACCAGGGAGCUUACACCUGCGAGGCCAUCAACGCCCGCGGGAUGGUUUUUGGCAUCCCUGAUGGAGUGUUGAGCCUCACACCUGGACGAGGACCUUGCCCAGAAGGACACUUCCACAACGAGGAAACCUCCCAGUGUUUCCCCUGCUUUUGUUUUGGCAUCACCAAAUCUUGCCGUGGCACUAGCCGGCACCGCAACCAGAUCCGCCUUCGCUUCGACACACCCGACAACUUCAAAGGGGUGAAUGUGACGACCCCCUCUCAGCCUGGAACACCGCCCCUCUCCUCGACCCAGCUGCAGAUUGACCCCGGAUUGCAGGAGUUCCAGCUGGUCGAUCUCUCCCGCCGUUUCCUGGUACACGACUCUUUCUGGAUGCUCCCCGGACAGUUCCUGGGGAACAAGGUGGACUCCUAUGGAGGUUUCCUGCGCUUCAAGGUGCGCUACGGCCUGGCCAGGGGCCAAUCGGAGCCUGUGCAGAAACCCAACGUCGUGAUUGUGGGGAACGGGCAGAAGCUGAUCUACCGUGUGCAGGUGCCCACCCAGCCCUCGGUGGUGAACCAGCGCCAGGUCCAGUUCACUGAGGAGCACUGGGAGAAGGAGUCGGGAGCCUCCGUCAGCCGCGAGGAACUGCUGCUCACCCUCCAGAACCUGGAGGCGGUUAUGAUCCAGACCGUCUAUGACAACCGGAUGGCCAGUGUGGGGCUGAGCGACAUCGUCAUGGACACAACCACCACGGAGGUCACCGGCUUGGGCCUGGCGCAUGGCGUGGAGGAAUGCAGGUGCCCCGCUGGGUACACCGGCCUCUCCUGCGAACGCUGCGAGGCCCAUUUCAAGCGAGUGCCUGGCGGGCCGUACCUGGGCACGUGCUCUGGCUGCAACUGCAACGGGCACUCCAGCACCUGCGGCCCGUUCUCUGGCUACUGCCUGAACUGUCAGCACCACACCGAAGGGCCCCAGUGCAACAAAUGUAAGCCGGGUUUCUUUGGAGACGCCACCAAGGGCACGCCCACCGCCUGCCGCCCCUGCCCCUGCCCGUACACCGAAGCCCCCCGCAGGUUUUCAGAGUCCUGCUUCCUGGACACAGACGGGCAGGCCACCUGCGAUGCCUGCGCCCCAGGCUACACCGGACGUCGCUGCGAAAAAUGUGCUCCUGGCUUCAAAGGAGACCCCAUCCAGCCACGAGGAAAAUGUGUGAGGAUUGGGUUCCCUCCUAGUCCUGAAGUUGAUACUCCACUAGAGGGGCAGAGCACCAUCGAGUGCGACAAGAGAGGGAGCAGCGAAGCGUCCGAUGGUGCUUGCCAGUGCAAGCCCAACGUCAUGGGACAGUCGUGCAACGAAUGUGCUACGGGCUCGUUCCACCUGAGCCACGCAAACCCCGAAGGCUGCCUGCGCUGCUUCUGCAUGGGGGUCUCGCGCCAGUGCUCUAGCUCCUCGUGGAACAGGGACCAGGUGCGAGUGGGGUCUGAGGACGCUGAGAGGGCACAGUUCAGCCUCUCCAACUCGGCCGGCUCCCGGACGAUCAGCGAGGGCAUCCGCUUCACCGGCGCCUCGGAGCUCACUUUCUCCUCCUUCCACACUCUGCCGCGUGACAUUUACUACUGGGUGCUGCCGGAGCGCUUCAGGGGAGACAAGGUGACCUCCUACGGCGGAGAACUGCGCUACACCAUCACCCAUGACACCUUCCCUGGCUCCCCGGCGCUGCGUGGCCAACCCGACGUUCUGCUGCAGGGGAACGAGAUCUUCCUGGAGCAUGUUGCUGAAACGAGUCCCCUGCCUGGCUCACCCACUAUGUUCACUGUGCCCUUCCGGGAGCAAGCCUGGCGCCGCGCAGACGGUCAGAAAGCCACCCGUGAGCACCUCCUGAUGGCCCUGGCUGACAUUGACGUUUUCAUGAUCCGGGCCUCCUACUCUGACCGACAGGCGGAGAGCAGGAUCUCUGGCAUCCACAUGGACGUGGCAGUGCCACACACCACGGGACUGAGCCCAGCCCUGGAAGUCGAGGACUGCACUUGCCCGCCGGGAUAUCGCGGCCCCUCCUGCCAGGAUUGUGACGUCGGCUACACACGCACCACCAGUGGCCUCUACCUGGGGACCUGCGAACGCUGCAACUGCAACCAGCACACUGCCGAGUGUGACGCCGAGACCGGAGACUGCCAGGCCUGCCAGCACAACACAGAAGGACAACGGUGUGAGCGCUGCCAGCCAGGUUUCUUUGGUGAUGCCAGGCGUGGGACCCCUGGAGACUGCCAACCGUGCCCGUGCUACGGACCCUAUUCUGCUAGCCAGCCUGCCAAGACCUGCUUUGUGGACACAGACGGGCAGCCCACCUGCGACUCCUGCGCCCCAGGCUACAUCGGGCGCCAGUGCGAAAGGUGUGCACCGGGCUAUGUGGGCAACCCCAGCCGGGGGCAACCGUGCACAGCUACAGAUCAUGGCACCCGAUGCCACUGCGAUCCACAUGGAAGCAUCAGCAGCCAUUGCGAUGCCAGCGGGCAGUGCCAGUGUAAGGCGCACACGGAGGGGCUCUCCUGUGGCAGCUGUCGGCCGCACCACUUCCACCUGAGCGCGGAGAACAAGGAAGGCUGUUUGCCCUGUUUCUGCAUGGGCGUCACCCAGCAAUGCACCAGUUCCUCCUACCACCGGGACCUGAUCACCACGCCUUUCCUUCCCAGAAACUUCCAGGGAUUCUCACUGGUCAACCGCCAACACACCACCCGGAUCGAGACCGGCUUCACGGUGGAGAUGUCCCCUGAGGGCCCGCAGCUCUCCUAUGCCCGCUUUGGGCAGCUGGGGGAGGAAACCUACCACUGGCAGUUGCCGGAGACCUACCUGGGCGACAAGGUUGGAUCCUACGGGGGACGCCUUCGCUACACCCUUUCCUACAAUGCCGGAGGACGAGGCACCCCACUGCCGGACGCUGAUGUGCAGAUCACUGGUAACGACAUCACCUUGGUGGCCUACCUGUCGGAGCUGCGGCCUCGGGAACGCAAGAGCUUUGAGGUCAUCUUCCAGGAGCAAUACUGGAAGCGCCCAGAUGGCCAGCCAGCCACCCGGGAGCACCUCAUGAUGGUCCUGGCUGACCUGGACGAGAUUCUCAUCCGCGCCACUCACUCCACCGAGAUGCUGUCGGCUGGCAUCACCGGUGUCAGCAUGGAGAUCGCGGUGCCCACGUACACCAGCCUGCCCCGGGCUCUGGAGGUGGAGGAAUGCCGCUGCCCACCAGGCUACCAGGGUCUUUCCUGCCAGGAUUGUGCAGCUGGCUACACCCGGACAGGCGGUGGACUCUACCUGGGGCACUGUGCGCUGUGCGAAUGCAACGGGCAUUCAGAUUCCUGCCACCCUGAGACUGGCGCCUGUUCGAGCUGCCUUCACCAUGCUGCCGGGGAGUUCUGUGAGAAGUGUGCCCCCGGAUUCUACGGAGACGCUACUGCUGGAACCCCAGAGGACUGCCAGCCCUGCGCUUGUCCGCUGACGGAUCCAGAAAACCAGUUCUCAAGGACGUGUGAGAGCCUGGGGGGCGGAGGCUACCGUUGCACAGCCUGUGAGCCGGGCUACACCGGCCAAUACUGCGAGCAGUGUGCUCCAGGUUACACAGGAAACCCUAAUAUCCGUGGGCAGAAGUGUGUGUCCCUGGGUACUCCAGACCAGCCAGGCCUCGUCGUGCAAGUCCACCCUCCGCGGACCGCCGUCUCGCAAGGCAGCGAGGUGACCCUGCGUUGCCACGUCAGCGGGGCUCCACCGCACUAUUUCUACUGGUCCCGCGAGGAUGGGCGCCCCGUGCCCAGCACCACCCAGCGCAGGCAGCAAGGACUGGAGCUCCACUUCCCCAACAUCCAGCCCUCCGAAGCCGGCGUCUACAUCUGCACAUGCCGGAACCCGCAGUUCAGCAAUGCCAGCCGUGCCGAGGUGGUCGUCACAGAAGGCCCCAGCAAGCCCAUCACUGUGACCGUGGAGGAGCAGAAGGUGCAGAGCGUGAGGCCAGGGGGAGACGUCACCUUUGUCUGCACAGCCAAAAGCAAGUCUCCUGCCUACACCCUGGUAUGGACACGCCAGAACAAUGGGAAGCUGCCCAGCCGGGCCAUGGACUUCAACGGGAUCCUCACCAUACGCAACGUCCAACCAGAGGAUGCGGGGAUCUACGUCUGCACAGGGUCCAACAUGUUCGACAUGGACGAAGGAGUCGCCACCCUCUACGUGCAAGCUCCGUCCAAGACCCAGAUGUUCUACGGACCUGUAGAAGUGGUGGAAGGCCACAGGCCCUCUGGACCCGCAGUGCACCCCAUGGCCACCAUUGAGCCCUCGCAGCUGAGCGUCCAGCCAGGACAAGCGGCUGAGUUCCGCUGCAUCGCUACCGGGAGCCCAGAGCCCACGGUGGAGUGGAUUGGUGGACAAGGGGGCGUCAUCUCCUCCAAAGCCGUCAUCCAGGGUGGGAUCCUGCGCUUCCCGGCAGCGGAGCCUUCCGACGAAGCCCAGUAUUUGUGCCGCGUGCGGAAUAGCGCCGGACAACAUAUGGCCCGUGCCUUCUUACAAGUACACAGUGCCAGCAUCCCGCAAGUGCAGGUGAGCCCAGAACGGACAGAGGUCCACGAAGGGAGCACCGUGAGGCUCUACUGCCGAGCAGGAGGCUCCCCUGCUGCCACCAUCACCUGGGAAAAAGAAGGAGGCCGCUUGCCCCCACAGUCCCGUGCAGAGAGGACAGACAUUGCCACCUUGGUCAUCCCCUCUAUCACGGUGGCUGACGGUGGGGUGUACCACUGUGUGGGGAGCAGCGCAUCAGGAGUCGGUCGGGCAAGAAUCGAGGUGAUGGUCAUCCAAGCUGCAGGCCUUUCCCCGACGGUGAAGAUUGAAUCGUCGUCCUCUUCGGUCAUAGAAGGGCAGACCUUGGAUCUGAACUGCAUCGUGGCCGGCCAGCCAGCUGCAUCCGUCACGUGGUACCGGCGAGGAGGCGCCUUGCCUUCCAACCACCAGGUCUACAGGUCCGUCCUGCGCAUCCUGCAAGUAUCCGCGGCGGACUCGGGCGAGUACGUCUGCCGCGUCAGCAAUGGGGCAGGCCCUAAGGAAGCCUCCAUCACGGUGACCGUACAACAGCAAGGACACGCACAUGGUUCUGCACAUGACACCCCACCAAUCAGGAUCGAAUCUUCAUCGCCGUCCAUCACCGAGGGGCAAGACUUGGAGCUGAGCUGCCUCGUCACAGGCCAGUCACGGGCCAGGGUCACGUGGUACAAGCGAGGAGGGUCACUCCCCGCCAAUCACAAGAUAUCUGGCUACCAUUUGAGGAUCCUGGCAGCCACGGCAGCAGACUCCGGAGAAUAUGUGUGCCGGGUGAGCGACGCCAGCAGCGGGGCGGUGCAAGAAGCCUCCAUUGUGGUCACCGUCUACGGCACCUCCCAGACCUCAGGAAUCACCCCUCCGCUGAGGAUCGAGUCUCCAUCGCCCUCCAUUGUCGAAGGACAGACCUUGGACUUGAACUGUGUUGUGGCAGGACAGGCAGGUGCCACAAUCACAUGGUACAAGCGUGGCGGGACCCUGCCGGCCAAUCACCAGAUCUCGGGCUCGCACCUGCGCAUCCCACAAGCCUCCACAGCUGACUCUGGCGAAUACAUCUGCCACGUCAACCUGGACUCCAUCGUCAGAGAAGCCUCUGUCAUCGUCUCUGGCACCAGAUCCGCCUCCACUUUAGACAUCACCCCCUCCAUGAGGAUCGAGGCCUCGUCCCCCCACGUUGCCGAGGGGCAGACCUUAGAGCUGGACUGCAUCAUCGCCCACCAGGAUCAGGCCAUGGUCACAUGGUACAGGCGUGGAGGAGCCCUCCCGGCCAGCCACCAGGCCUUCGGAUCCCGCUUGCGGCUGGUGAAAGUCUCUCCGGCGGAUUCUGGCGAGUACGUCUGCCGCGUCAGCCGUGAUCCUGCCACCCAGGAGGCCUCGGUCUUUGUCACCAUCCAGCAGGGUGGCGCAGGCUCCUUCCCCGCCGGUGUGACUCCCCCAGUACGGAUUGAGUCUUCUUCCACCUCCCCCACCGAGGGUCACACGCUGGACCUGAAGUGCAUCGUGGCAGGACCCGCUUCACAUGCCAGAGUCACGUGGCACAGACGAGGAGGUGCCCUCCCUGCCGGUCACCAGGUCUCUGGCUCCAUCCUGCGUAUCCCACAGGCUUCAGCAGCAGACUCCGGAGAAUACGUUUGCCGCGUCACCAACGGGACGGCCGUCCACGAAGCCUCCCUCAUCAUUACCAUCCGGGGCGGCCCAGGCUCCUACUCUGUGGGUGUCACCCCUCCAAUACGGAUCGAGACCUCCUCCGCGUCCGUCGUGGAGGGGCAGUCAGUGGACCUGAACUGCCUGGUGGCAGGUCAGUCGCAGCCAAGGGUCAUGUGGUACAAGCGAGGUGGCGCCCUGCCCCUCAACAGCCAGAUCCUUGGAUCUCGCCUCAGGAUCCUGCAGGCCUCGGCGGCUGACUCGGGUGAAUACAUCUGCUACGUGAACGACGGCGACAGUCCACUGGAGGCCUCCGUUAUUGUCUCCAUCCCCGGGAGCUCCGGUUCUGCUUUUGCCUCUGGCAUCGUUCCACCCGUGAGGAUCGAGUCUUCGUCUUCAUCCCUGGCAGAGGGACAGACCUUGGAGCUCAACUGCCUUGUUGCUGGCCAGGUGCAGCCCAAAGUCACCUGGUACAAGAGAGGGGGGCCCCUCCCAGCCAACCACCAGGUUUCCGGCACUCGCCUCCGCAUCCCUCAAGUCUCCUCCGCCAAUUCCGGAGAAUACGUCUGCCGCGUCAGCAGCGCCGCCGUCACUCAGGAGGCUGCGCUGGUGGUCACCAUCCAAGACGGCGAGAGCCCCUCCCAUUCUUCAGACACGGUUUCCCCUCUGAAGAUCGAGUCUUCGUCACCCUCCGCUGUUGAAGGGCAGACCUUGGAUCUCACCUGCACUGCCCCAGGCCAGCCCCAGGCCACAUUCACGUGGUACCGGCGAGAGGGACCCCUGCCUGUCGGCCACCGGGUUGUCGGUGGUCGCCUUCGCCUGGUCCAGCUCACCCCAGCCGACUCCGGCGAGUACGUCUGCCGUGCGAGCGGUGGAGCUGUCCCGCAAGAGGCUUCCUUGGUGGUCUCUGUCCUUGCCAGCGCCAGUGCCGCCUCCCGCCUUCAGAGUCCGGUCAUCUCCAUCGACCCCCACAGCACCGCUGUGCGCAAGGGAGCGGACAUCUCCUUCAAGUGCCGGCUCCACGAUGGCGCUCAGCCCGUCGAGAUCUCUUGGAAGCUGCCCAACAACCAGUUGCCAGAUAACGUGAAGAUCAGCCCCAACGGGUCUGUGGUCACCAUCUCCAACGCCCAGCCCCAGAACCAGGGGACUUACCGCUGCCUCGCCUCCAACCGAUUUGGGAUAGCCAACAGUGUGGUCAACCUGAUGGUGCAUGGGCCGCCGACCGUCUCAGUGGUGCCAAAGGGCCCCGUUCAAUUGAAGGUGGGCAAAUCCAUCAGCCUGGACUGCCUGGGGGCAGGUGAGCCCCGGGCCCUGGUGCGCUGGAGCAAGGUGGGCGUCCGGCAGAAGGUGGAGCACCAGACAGUGAUGCCGCUGGACAGCCGGGCUGUGCUGCAGAUCUCAUCUGCGAAGCUUGAAGAUGCUGGCACCUACGUCUGCAUGGCGCAGAACCCCCUGGGGACGGCGGAAGCGCAGGUGGAAUUGCUUGUGGAGGCCGUGCAUGGGAGACCGGGCGCACCUGAGAUUCACGCGAACCCGACGCAGACCGUAGUUGCCGGGCAGACGGCUCGGCUCCACUGUUCUGCCGCAGGCGACCCCUCUCCGACCAUCCACUGGUCCAAGCUGAGAGCCCCUUUGCCCUGGCAGCAUCAGAUCGUGAACGACACCCUCGUCAUCCCCCGGGCAGCCCAGCAGGACUCCGGGCAAUACAUCUGCAACGCCACCAACACCGCCGGCUUCACAGAGGCCUUCAUCAUGCUGGAUGUGGAAGCGCCGCCGUACGCCACCACCCUUCCGGACUCGGUGUCGGUGCAAGCGGGCGAGGUGGUGCAGCUGCAGUGCUUGGCUCACGGCACGCCCCCUCUGCGCUAUGAGUGGACCAAGGCCAACAGCAGCCUCCCUGGGCACGCCACGGUGCGCGAGAGCGUCCUGCACAUCAGCCCGGCCGCCCCCCACGAUUCAGGCGCCUACCUCUGCCGUGUGAGCAACAGGGUGGGGUCAGCCGAGGCCGUCGCCCACGUCCGAGUGCAAGGUGCAGCUGGAGGACCUCUUUCCAUCCAGGUCACCCCACGGAGAGACACGAAGGCUGUGGGGGGCACAGCAGAGUUUGCGUGUUCUGUUGUUUCUGGAGACCCCAGAGCACGGCUGGAGUGGUCCAAGGAGGAUGGGGAGCUGCCUCCUCAACACAGCAUCCGCAACGGCGUGCUUCGAAUUGAGAAGCUGGAUCGGGGGUGCCAAGGUGUCUACGUUUGCCGAGCCACCAGCUACUCUGAGGUGGCCGAGGACAGGGCCACGCUGACCGUGCGGGCGCUGCCAAAGGUGAUGAUCAACAUCAGGACGUCGGUGCAGACCGUGCUGGUGGGCAAUGCCGUGGAGUUUGAGUGCCUGGCCUUUGGGGACCCAAAGCCCCAGGUCACCUGGAGCAAGGUGGGCGGACGGCUGCGCCCAGGGGUGCUGGCCAGUGGCAGCAUGGUGAAGAUUGAGCGCGUGGAGCAGGUGGACGCCGGGCAGUACCGCUGCACAGCCACCAACGACGUCGGCACAGUCCAGUCCCACGUCAUCCUCCAUGUCCAAUCUGUGCCCCAGAUUGCUGCCGCCCAGCCAGAAGUGAAAGAGGUCUCCGCUGGGUCUAAGGUGGUCUUUCCUUGCUCUGCUUCCGGUUUCCCUGUGCCAGAUAUCACCUGGACCAAGCUGGAAGGAGACCUCCCCAAGGACGUCCGCGUGGAGAGCAACGUCCUGACCAUCCCGUCCGCUCGCCCUGAGGACACCGGCAUUUACGUCUGCACGGCAUCUAACCGGCAAGGGCAGGUGACGGCUUUCUCCAUGCUCAAAGUGCGCGAGCGGGUGGUGCCAUAUUUCACCCAGAAUCCUCAGUCCUUCCUUGUCCUGCCGACCAUGAAAGACGCCUACAAGACGUUUGCGAUCGAGAUCACCUUCCGACCGGACACACCUGACGGGAUGCUGGUGUACAACGGGCAGAAGAAGAACACAGGGACGGACUUCGUUUCCUUUGGACUGGUUGGGGGCCGGCCAGAGCUCAGGUUCGACGCCGGCUCUGGCAUGGCCACCAUCCGGCACCCUUCCAUCAUCAAGCUGGGCGAAUUCCACACCAUCCGGCUGUACCGCAACCUCACCCAGGGCUCUCUCGUUUUGGACAACCACCCUCCCGUCAACGGCACGUCCCAGGGCAAAUUCCAAGGUCUGGACCUCAACGAGGGGCUGUACCUUGGCGGGUAUCCCAACUACGCUGCUACUGCAAAGACAGGCCUGACCAGCGGUUUCAUUGGAUGCGUUCGGCAGCUGGUCAUCCAAGGGAAGGAAGUUAUCUUCAAAGACUUUGACCUCCAAGCUCACGGCGUCUCCAACUGCCCCACCUGCCAUGACCGUCCGUGCCAGAAUGGAGGCGUCUGCAGGGACUCGGAGAGCAGCAGCUAUGUGUGCGAGUGCCCACAGGGAUUUGCUGGAAGCAACUGCGAACACCCCCAGGCCCUACGCUGCCAUCCAGAGGCCUGCGGUCCCGAUGCCACCUGUGUUAACCGAGCCACGGGGCAAGGCUACACUUGCCGCUGCCUGCUUGGGAAAUACGGAGAGAAGUGCAUGGACGGCACCACGGUGACUGUGCCCUAUUUCCACGGGGGCGAUGCCUUCAUCUCCUAUCCUCCGCUCACCAACAUCCACUACGAGCUGCGCGUGGACCUUGAGAUCAAGCCGCUGUCCCCCGAUGGCCUCAUCCUCUUCAGUGGCGGGGAUGGCUCCCCCGUGGCAGAUUUUGUCUCGCUCAGCAUGGUCAACGGGCACUUAGAGUUCCGCUACGAGCUGGGCUCAGGAACGGCCGUCCUUCGGAGCGCAAAGCCCCUAGAGCUGGAACAGUGGCACAGGAUCAUGGCCGAGCGGCUGAACAAAGACGGCACUCUGCAGGUGAACGAUGAGCGGCCCGUCAAGAGGUCCUCGCCGGGCAAAAGCCAGGGCCUGAACCUCCGCACUUCCAUGUACCUGGGGGGCGUCGACGACACCGUCAGGCUGCCGGCGGCUGCCAACGUCUCCAGCCACUUCUACGGGUGCAUCGGGGAGGUCUCAAUCAAUGGGAAGAAGGUGGACAUUUCGUACAGCUUCCUGGAGAGCCGCAGGAUCUCGCAGUGCUUUGACAGCUCCCCUUGCGACCGCAGGCCCUGCCUGCACGGUGGCAAGUGCUUGCUGACCGGCGAGUACGAGUUCCAGUGCCUGUGUCUGGACGGCUACAAAGGGGAGCGCUGCGAGGUGUCUGAGGUCCACUGCCAGCUCCAGCAGCCCUGCCUCAACGGGGGCACCUGCAAAGACACAGCGUGCGUCUGCCCUCCAGGCUUCCUGGGAUUAUACUGUGAACACGAUGCAUCGCAGCACCAGUCAAAUACCGAGUGGACUCCCGAGGGCAGCGGAGGAAAUGAUGCCCCUGGACAGUACGGUGCCUAUUUCCACGAUGGCGGCUAUGUGGCCCUGGGGCGCCACGCUUUUCCCAGGAGCCUCCCAGACUCACCGGAGACGAUCGAGCUGGAAGUGCGCACCAACUCAGCAAAUGGGCUUCUCCUCUGGCAGGGCGUGGCAACCAGGGAGGUGGGCCUUGAGCCGCAUGCUGCUAACGAGGAGGAAGGAGAGAGCGCCAAAGCGAAGGACUUCAUCAGCCUCGGGCUGAAGGAUGGGCACCUGGUGUUCAGUUACCAGCUAGGAAGCGGAGAAGUGAACAUCCUGUCCGAAGACCCAGUUGAUGAUGGAGAAUGGCAUAGAGUGACAGCCAUCCGGGAAGGGAAAAGAGGCUUCCUUCAAGUCGACGGCGAGGAGAUGGUAGCUGGGGAAUCUCCUGGCAAGAACGUCAUGGUGAAUACCAAAGGUCGAAUUUAUAUAGGCGGAGCACCUGACAUCCAAACCCUGACCGCGGGAAAGUACAUCUCAGGGAUCACGGGCUGCAUCAAGAACGUGGUGCUGAUCAACGACCGGCCCGGCCAGCAGCCUCAGCAGCCCAUUGACCUGCACCAUCACUCGGAAGCCGGCCUCAACAUCCAGGAGUGCUCCUCAUAGGCUUGCCUCUUAACCACACUCUUCGCUGUUUUAUUUUUUUGUCAUCAGGCCAAUUGAGAGACAUCUAUUGUUAUUAUUAUUAUUAUUAUUUUAUUAUUAUUAUUAUGAAUUUUUUUAAAAAAGAGAAACACACACUCACAAAUGGUGCUUUGCUGCUACCAAAAGAAAAUGGGGGUGGGGUGGGGAGACGUGGGAGGGAGUUGGUUUGUGAGGGGGUUUUUUUGUGGAAGUGACAGGCCGAUGGGGGCCACGCAGGGCCUGUCGUCGUCCCACCACCUUCCCCAGCCCUCACGUGGAAGGACAGAGAGCGCGGUGGACACUUAAAGGACUGGAGAGCGGCUUCAUGAGAGGCGCUUGGACAGAGCUGUGCCCGAGGUUUUCCAGGGAUGAGCAUCUCAGACAGGGCCCGGAAGAGGCUGCUCUGAGGCCGAGGGGUGGGCAACGGGGUGACCACAUGGCUUCUCUUGUUUCGCUGCUGGGCUGGGCCGGGCCAGGCAGGUUGUGACCAAAGAUACUGUCCUGUCUUGCCCUUCCCCUCCUGUCUUGCUUGUGGGUGGGCGUGGGGUGGUUGGGUCUCUGUAUCGUGGUGCCCCACGCCCAACUCCGUAGCAGCAUCCAGCACUCCAGCCAGGGCAGGGUUCGCAGGAGCAC